AUGAGCCUCCCGCGCGGGCCCCUGACUGCCGCGGCGGCGGUCGCGGUCCAUGUGGCGGUGGCGCUAGGGCUCUGGAGCUCAACGCCCACGCCCACCUGCCCGCAGCCGGUGUGCCCGGCCCCCUUUUGCCUGGCGCUGGUCUGUCCCGACUGCGUGUCGGCGGCAGGGGCUCCGGACCCGGGGCCGCCCGGGGGCUCUGCGGCUCUCGGACUGGGCGAGGUGCCCGAGGAGCUGGCGGAGAUCCGCUCGGCGGCGGUCCGCCUGGAGGAGCAGCUGGCGCUGCUGCAGACGGCGCUCGAGGACGACACCUACAGGCACGAGCGGGUAGCGCUGGCGGAGGUGAGGUCCGGAGUGUGGAUCAUCGUCACUCCCGAUGGCGACCGCUACUCGGAGAACAUUCGGUGCCGUCGUGGUACCUCGGGGGCGGUGCAGGCUGUGCACCUCGUCCCCGGCGCGGAGCUUCUGGACCCGAUGAAAGGCCACUUCUACAAGUUCCGCGCCGCGCUCGACGCGUCCGAGCUGGUGGAGCAGAUCAAACUGGCGGAGGGCGAGUCGUUCGGGAUCACCAGGCGUCGGCGGCCGGCGCCCGAGGCCAUCGCUCUGUGGGACGGCCAGGACGUCGAGUACCAGGCGCUGAUGGACUCGGACGGGACGCAACUCGUGCCGCUGGUGGUGGACGACGGCCGCGCGGCGCCUGGCGCUGCGCCAGGCGCGGCGGCCCUGCCGCGUGCCGCGCCGGCCGGCCCGCCACCGGACGUCACGUGGCUGAUCAUCGACCCGGUUCAUCCCGAUUUCGGGCGUGAACGGCACCCGUCCCCUGAUGCUGAGAUGGCGGGUGAGUGCGCGAUGGCGCUGGAUGUCAAUCGUCGGCCGGUGCCAGUGAAGCGCGUGCCGAUCUCCGACGUCGCGAGUUUCCGUGACAUGGUGCACAUGCGGGUGCGCAAGAUCUUGGAUGACGAGGCUGCCGCCGCGAAGGCGGACGGAGGGCUGGAGGGCCGCUUGAACGAUGCCCUAGACGGCGGCACAAAGACGCCCCCGGCCGGCGAGGAUGCGAGGACCCUGACGGUGAGCUACGACGAGCACGGGGGGCGCCACAAGGACUGGCGGUCAGUCUGCGCGGAGAUCUCGUACAGCCACUUUGGUGACUGGGAGAAGUACCAUGAGGGGCCUCCUGUGACGUUGCCGUUGUUCAAGAACAUCCAGCGUCAGGGAGGCGACCCCCGCCUGUUCUUUCCCAUCUGGUGUCGGGAUUCGGGCGUGAGCCCGCAGGAGCGCGCGGGCAUCGAGAUGAAGCUGCUGCUGGAGAUCCUCUACCUGAGCGGCUGCUACGACCAGGUCAACGGCCCAUCCUUGGCGAGCGUCGAGGCCGUGUCGAGGAGGGUGUGUCAGAUCAUCGAGGCCUACUCGGCAGGGAUCCCUGGCCGCGCCAACUGGGAGGGCGCGAAGCACUUCAUGCCGCUGGCCAAUGCGGCCUCAGUUGCGCCUCCAGAGCUCCGCUCUCACGCUCAUCGCCGCGCGAAGGAGGAGGUGGAGAUCGAGAACAUGCGACUGAAGGCGCGUGGCCUGCAGCCUGCCGCGGGCGUCGAGGGCAGCCAGCCGACCCUCCCCGGCCCGGGAGGGGGCGGCCGAGGUGGCGGCCCUAGGGGCGACCCGAAGGGCGGCGGACGCGGUGGCGGCCCGAAGGGAGGAGCUGGCGCGGAGGCGGGGAAGGCUCAGGCCCCGGGGCGAUGGUCGGGGCCGGCGCCGGUCGUGGUCGAGCCGACGCUGGAGGAGUCGCUGCCCCCCAUAACUCCCUAUUGGGGCCCUGUGCUGUCUCGCAGCCGCCGCAAGUUUCUGCGGCUGAUGCGGGCGCUCUUGCGGGUCGGGCUGGUCACGCUUUUGCCAGCUGGCUCGUCGCGGGAGCAAGUCGGCAUGUUCUUUGUAAAGAAGAUGGGCAAAAGUAAGCCGGGGGGCAUCGUCUGGGUGGAGUCCCUGGCCUUCGAGAUUCGGUCCUUCUUCGAGAUCGCGGAAGGGUUCGGGGCCACGGUCUCGGAGUGGGAAACCCAGGACGUCUCGGAGGUGGGGAGGAUCUUGGAGAGAGGUCCGUGGAAAUAUUUUGACGAGGGCAUCUUUACCUUGGAAGCCAGGGCCCUGCUGUUGGGAUUCCAGGCGCUGGUGAGCGAGUACCAAGUCAGAAACGCGAGGGUGCUCUUCUUGGUUGACAACAUGGGGGUAUGCCUGUCCUUCGCCCGGGGGCGCACCACGGACUUCAGGGCCCUGAUGCCGACCCUUCUCCGUCGCCUACCGCCUGGGGACACGCUGGUGGCGAAGCUCGAGCAGGCCCCGAAGGGGCACAACGCGCCGGCCCUCGACGAGCUGAACGACGAGGAGGCCUCGAACGUGGUCGAGGAGAGCGACGCGACCUCCGACGCGGUCCAGGUCCGGACGCGGCCUGUCCGCCGCACGCGAGCGUUGGCGGCCCCACGUCUGAAGCGAGCACGCCAACCCGUGGAAGCAAGCCGCCUACAAGGACUGGGCCUCCUGCCGCUGGAGUCGAGCGCGGCGCAGUCGAAGACGGAGAUCCAGUACCACGAGGCGGUGUACGCGUGGCGAGCUCGGGCCCGCGAGUUCGGCGAGCCUCUCGGCGUGGCUGCCGAGGUGGACGCCUCGGUGGCGCGGCAGCUUCAAGAGCUUUUCGACCAGGGCGAGAACCUCAGCAAGGGCGAGAAGCUCGUGGCCGGGCUGGGGCACUUCCUGCCCGAGUUCGGACGCCACGGUGGCCUUCAUCUAUCCCGCUGUCAUCGAGCCUUGAAGGGAUGGAGGCGCCGCUGUCCGCCGCGAUCGCGCCGCCCCCUGGCCUUCAGCAUUUGGGCGGCCAUCAUUUGGGAGCUGUGCCGUGCCAACUUCUGGAACAUGGGGGUCUACGCGCUGUUCAUGCUGGUGACCUACAUGCGGCCGUCGGAGCCGCUGAAGUUGUUGAAGGAGGACCUCUUGGCACCAGCGCACGGACUCUCUGCCUCAUGGAUCUGCUUCGCUUUUCGGCAAGAGCGGGGAGUGGCGUCCAAGACGUACGCGACGGACGAGAGCAUCGACCUGAGUUGCAAGUGGGUGCCCUACCUGUCGUCGGCGGUGGCGGCGCUCCGGGUUGGGGGCCCGAAGUCCAAGUUCUUCAACUUUACGCACAGCAGCUACACGCACCAGUUCAAGAUCGCCUGCAAGAAGCUCGGGCUGACGGCCGCGCCUUAUCAGGCAAGGCACUCAGGCGCCUCCAUCGACGCCGCCAUGAAGUACCGCACGAGAGCCGAGAUCAAAAGCAGGGGAAGAUGGAAGGCGGACAAGUCGGUGUUGAGGUACGACAGCAAGGCCAAGAUCGUCGAGAGCGUGGACAAGCUGACCGGCUCGUUGGCGUCUCACGUGCACAGGUGCGAGCUCCAGCUCGGGGCCCUUUUGCGCGGCCAGAUCGACCCCUCGGCCACCGCGCCGCCCGCCAUCCAGAGCUCACGCGGUAUCCGAGCCCGCCUGUGGGACAAGUCCAUCUCUGACUCUCUGGACCUCACGGUCCUGAAGAAUAUUAAGCUCCUGUGCUCAGAGGCUAAGAGCAAUAAGCUCGUGGCGUUUGUCCAGAAGUUUGCCAUGAGGUUGCAGGUCAAACACAGGCAGGCUCUAGAGAUCGUGGACGCUUUCUCAGAUGUUGUGUUUCAAGAUAUCAAGGACAACGGUGCGGCGUUGAUCCCGAACAUCUGCGCGAUUGUGAAGGGCUUGCGCAAGCCGAGGUCGGCCAUCGACAAGGCUGAGGCACGUGGGAUGUCUGGCGGCGGCCCUCCGCACCACAGGUUCAAGAAGAGUUACCUCAAGGUGGUGGUCAAGGUGUCGGCUUGCAGGAAGCACGAGAAGAUCCUUGAUGAUAACUCAUGGAGCCCGCUUGCCAACCUCCCAGUGCUUGGCCCCCCGCCGUCGCCAGAGGCGGCCCCAGCCGCGGCUGCGCCGAAUGAUUGA
Molecule: messenger RNA, 3975 nt
Organism: Prorocentrum cordatum
Lineage: Eukaryota; Dinophyceae; Prorocentrales; Prorocentraceae
Source: the annotation of a GenBank genome assembly